UUUUUAAGGAAAGCAAAAAGCACGUGCGAGAGAAGGAAAUUAGGACCCGUCUGGUGCCAAAGGUUGAAGGCAAAUGAUUAGUUACAGCCAAGCACGUUUGUGUUGACCCAGUGUCUCUCACAGAGGCCUUGUAGAUACAAGAAGAAUAAGGGUGAGGAAGCAAUGAAAACCUCGCAGACUAAGGACAGUGAGUAGUUGGAAGCAGGAGAUUUGCUUCUCCUGGGUUCCCCUGGGCAAGUGGAGUGAAUCCAGCAGAGGCCACAGAGAUGGCAACCUGUGCUGACCCUGGAGGUAGCCAGACAGUCUCCAAAGUUCCCUCAGGAUUAUGCUGUGAGGGACAGCGCAAGGACACCCUAAGGAGGAGUAUCAAGAGCUCUCUGUUCCCUGUGGAUCCCUCAGUGGCAUGUGUGGACCUUUUGGCUGGGGAGGCUCUGAACCCACCUCCCCAAGGGAAAAGAAACACGAGUUCUUUGUGGACAUGACCUGUGAAGGCUGCUCCAAGGCGGUCACCCGUGUCCUGGACAGGCUGGGAGGUGUCCAGUUUGAUAUUGACCUGCCCAACAAGAAGGUGUUCAUCGACUCGGAGCACAACGUUGACACCCUGUUGGAAACCCUGAAGAAGACUGGAAAGAACACUUCCUACCUCGGGGAGAAGUCUGCACAGUAGCCUUGCCUGGUGUGAGGAGGAACUCAAACAUGGCUUCAGCAAAAAGAUGGCUUAACUGUUUGCAUGUCUCCCAGCUUGCUGUGUCAUUUGACCUGUGCCAGAUGUCAGAAAGCAGAAGGCUGGCAGGAGGAGGCAGCUGCAUCUUGGGCUUUAGAAAUCCAGAGGAGGAGGUUAUGUUUUCUUUCUAGUCCCACAGUAAAUUGAGGCACUGCUUUUAACUUUCA
Messenger RNA from Manacus vitellinus (golden-collared manakin), 891 nucleotides. RefSeq names its product antioxidant 1 copper chaperone (gene ATOX1). The transcript is spliced from 5 exons. The record is from RefSeq and is a predicted model, not a curated record. Gene Ontology annotation, cellular component: cytosol. The coding region runs from base 404 to 667 and encodes 87 amino acids. Gene Ontology annotation, biological process: copper ion transport. Lineage: Eukaryota; Metazoa; Chordata; Aves; Passeriformes; Pipridae. Gene Ontology annotation, molecular function: copper chaperone activity; metal ion binding.